AUGGUCAUCAGGAACUCAUCAAUCUUCGCUCGAUGUCGCUUUUCCGCUUCAGCCAGUCUCAUUCACUCUCCAGUCAUCCUCAGUAGCUCGCUUUUAGCUCGAGACCGUAAUUAUUUCAGAGCUCAUUUGGGAACUGAAGCUGACAGUUCACUGAACAAAGGUUGGGGACGUAUUGCAUCGAUGUGUGACAAGAUCUCAAUCACUUUGGAACGUCUUCUGAGGUUUUGUCCACCUCUCUCCCGUGAAGCAUCUAUUGAGAGCGCAGAAUUGACCCGAGUAGAAUUAACUCAACGAUUGGAGCGCCGAGUGAAAGUGCAACUAAGCUUGCCAUAUCUACCUGCCUCAAAUCCUCAUACAAGCGAAGUGAUGUCGAUAUACACCAAUGCGCUCACCGGGCUGAGAGAAGUCUUGCCUAUCACGUCUAUGGAACAGAAUGCAGAGCUUGUGAAGAAAUUGGAGAAGAUGGUAGAAGAUGAAGCAAAUGUGCUUCCGUUAUUUGCAAAGGGGUUCCAGGAGUGCAAGCGAUACCUCUCGGAAGAACAGAUUGGCUCAUUUUUGGAUAAGGCUAUUCGUGCUCGCCUAUCAAUUCGGCUGCUUGCUGAACAACACAUCGCCUUGAGCAAAGGAUCAUUGGAAAGCACUAGGAUUGGAAUAGUUGACACCCAACUCAACGUCCGGGAAUCUGUCGAGCGGUCUGCAAGAUUUGUUAGCGAUCUUUGUCAUGGGACAUAUGGGACUUCGCCAGAUUGGAACAUCAAGGGGGAUCUGGAUGCAAAAGUUUGUUUUGUUGGCAUACAUCAAGUUAUUUCCUAUAUUUUAAGUGCAUUCCGUGCAACAGUUGAGCGUCAGCUACACCUUACAGAAUCCAGUAAUCUGCCCCCGGUUGAAAUCACUAUCUCGGUUUAUGAACCCUCACCUGUGCAAGCUCACCCAUCUGAUUUUCUACCAUCGACAAAGGUAUCUAACGAUUUGCUCUGUAUUCGAAUUCGAGAUUAUGGAGGUGGGAUUCGCCCCAGUGACUUUGAGAAGAUCUUUUUAUAUGCAUUCACCACUGUUGGUCAACAUGAGCCCGAAGCAGCGGAGUGGGAUGAUGGCUUGUUUGGGCAGACCGAUGGUCUGAAGUCUGGUCUUGGGCGCAUCGCAGGACUAGGUUACGGCUUACCGAUGGCUAGAUUAUAUGCCCGUUACUUUGGAGGAAAUCUAGAGUUGGUUAAUAUGCAUGGACUGAGUGGAGGGACGGACGCGUAUGUACUAUUCAGGAUGGGCCCUAAUCAUACUCUAUCCCACAGGGAAUAGUUGAAAGGUGCAAAUUGUAAGCUGUUGAUUAUUUGGCAAGGUAUAUUCUUGGUUGAAACACGCGUCGGAAAUCCAGGAUCUCUACCUGAGUGCAUAUUCUUCAAUGUACCGGUUAUUAUUGUAACAUGGAUACCACUUUAGCGGUGGGGGUUCCACCAACUGGGUGGUUAAGGUGUAGGUGUUGAUUGAGGGAUUCGAAAAUUCAUUGCUAGGCUAUAAAGACGAAGAAGGAACUUAUGGUCUAAUUUCAAAGGGCUUGAAUGCUAUAUGUACAUUUUCCUCUUGAAUUCAUGAAAAAGAAAUGUGACAAUCUUGAUUUCAAAUUAGUAUCACAAUGCACAUACACAUACAUGAAGCUAUACUACAAGAAAUGUGUUCGGAUUUCCUUGCGAUUUUGAAUGCUCAUUUAAAGAUUGUUUGAAGAUGAGACACGUGUUAGAAGAGAUUUGCAGGAAAAGAGGAACUGAUAGUCAUAUGGUCCAGUACUAGAUGUCAAGCCACACGAUUCUAAAGCUAUUUUGGAGAAGCGGUAGAAGGAGUCUUAGCAAUCUUUGCUGCUAUACCAUUCUUUUGUUGUGCGGCUUCAAUUUCAGCUUUCAUGACUUUUUCUAAUUCAGAGCAAGAGUCAAUAGGGCGAGGGUCUCCAGCAGUGGCUUUUGCUUACCUCAAGGAACGCGAGUUAAAAAUACGGGCACCGGUAGUGUCUGGUAUUGGGUGAGAGGGGGCGCGGACGUCGGGCAAUGUCUUUUUGUGAUCAGUGAAUUAUCUCGUAGCUUUUACUUACUUCACAGCUGGGAUAUUUGCUGGAGGCUUAGUGUUGCUAGAAUCAGUUUUACUUUUGAUGUUUUUGAGGAUUUGAUCACACGUUUCUGUUGGUCUUUUGGUUGCAAUGGGUGUAGUUUCAGUUUUGACAGUGG
Messenger RNA from Melampsora larici-populina 98AG31, 2213 nucleotides. RefSeq lists its product as uncharacterized. NCBI's taxonomy places the organism in Eukaryota, Fungi, Basidiomycota, Pucciniomycetes, Pucciniales, Melampsoraceae. The transcript is spliced from 10 exons. Gene Ontology annotation, biological process: regulation of glucose metabolic process; protein phosphorylation. Bases 1 to 1296 code for a protein of 431 amino acids. The record is from RefSeq and is a predicted model, not a curated record. Gene Ontology annotation, molecular function: pyruvate dehydrogenase (acetyl-transferring) kinase activity. Gene Ontology annotation, cellular component: mitochondrion.